AAGUUGUUGCGUUGUUGUCAAUAACAAGACAAAUUGAAGGAGAAUUGUGUAUUAUAGCGUUUUAAAACAGUCAGGUUGUGUAAAAAAAAAAAGCACCUACUUCUAGGUUUGAAAUGUUUGCUUUAACUAAAGUAAAACACGCUGCAGCUGGAGUAACGCGGCAGUGCUUUAGUAUUAGACAUGUGAAAGAAGGCAGAGCAGUAAGCAGAGCUUUCUCAUGCUCCGAACAUGGAGAAGAAUCGUGCACGGUGGAAAACGAUGUGUACGAUAUAAUCAUAUCGGGAGGAGGAAUGGUGGGCACUGCCAUGGCAUGUUCUUUAGGAUUUGAUCCUAAUUUGCAAGGCAGAAAGAUUCUUUUGCUGGAAGCUGGUCCAAAGAAAGAGAUGAACAAGGCACCAGAGCUUUUCAGCACACGGGUCAGCUCCAUCAGCCCAGGCUCCGUGACACUUCUUAGUGGUCUUGGUGCUUGGGAUCACAUAGCCAAUUUAAGAUGCAAACCCUAUCAAAAAAUGCAGGUUUGGGAUGCCUGUUCAGAUGCCCUGAUAACAUUUGACAAGGAGAAUCUACAGGAUGACAUGGCGUAUAUCGUAGAAAACGAUGUCAUUGUGGCUGCUCUUACCAAGCAGCUGCAGACACUCUCAGAUCAAGUAGAAGUGCAGUACAGAACUAAAGUGGUGAAGUACACUUGGCCCAGGCCUUAUCAGAUGGCUGACUCCAUCCCCUGGGUCCAGGUGACAUUAGCCAAUGGAAGCACACUGCAGACCAGACUUCUGAUUGGGGCAGAUGGAUCAAACUCCAUGGUACGGAAGAAGUCGGGGAUCCCUACUGUCAAGUGGAAUUAUGACCAGUCAGCUGUAGUAGCCGUUUUACAUUUAUCUGAGCCCACUGAAAACAAUGUGGCAUGGCAGAGGUUUCUCCCAACAGGGCCAAUUGCAAUGCUGCCGUUGUCAGACACACACAGCUCCCUGGUCUGGUCUACUGGUCAUCAGCAUGCUGAGGAGCUCCUGCAGAUGGAUGAGGAGAGCUUUGUGGACGCCAUUAACAAUGCAUUUUGGAACAAUGAGAACCAGUCGGAGCUGGUGGAGGCAGCUGGCUCUCUGUUCCGUACCGCCCUGUCCAUUCUCAUGCCGAAUGGCACCUCUACUCGCCAGCUUCCACCCAGUGUGGCAGGCAUCGGCCCCAAGAGCAGGGUCAUGUUUCCUUUGGGAAUGGGCCAUGCUUCAGAGUACAUCCGCCACAGAGUAGCUCUGAUUGGUGAUGCUGCACACAGAGUACACCCUCUAGCUGGUCAGGGGGCCAAUCUGGGAUUUGGGGAUGUGGCCUGCCUGACACGCGUGCUAAGCCAAGCUGCAUUUAAUGGAAAAGACAUUGGAGACAUGCAGCACCUGCUGGAGUAUGAGACUGAGCGCCAGCGGCACAAUCUACCAAUGUUAACGGCCAUCGACCUGAUGAAGAGGCUCUACUCCACUAACGCUCCCCCUAUGGUUUUGCUGAGAACUUUUGGCUUACAGGCCACUAAUGCAUUGCCACCUCUUAAAGAGCAGAUUAUUGCAUAUGCCAGCAAGUAAGGUAUUGUUUUCACACUGCCACUUGUUUGCCAUGGUGGCAUGUAAAUCUUUAAAGAUUGUAAAAUAUUAAUUAAUAAAUUGUAUUUUAUUUGUUCAA
Molecule: messenger RNA, 1665 nt
Organism: Trichomycterus rosablanca
Lineage: Eukaryota; Metazoa; Chordata; Actinopteri; Siluriformes; Trichomycteridae
Gene: coq6
Product: coenzyme Q6 monooxygenase
Exons: 12
Coding region: 114-1568 (484 amino acids)
Biological process (GO): ubiquinone biosynthetic process
Cellular component (GO): mitochondrion
Molecular function (GO): FAD binding; oxidoreductase activity, acting on paired donors, with incorporation or reduction of molecular oxygen, NAD(P)H as one donor, and incorporation of one atom of oxygen; 2-octaprenyl-6-methoxyphenol hydroxylase activity
Source: RefSeq, a predicted model, not a curated record